CAAGUUUUAAAUUACCACCGUUCGUACCGUAUGGACCCUUCGUCAUCGUCAACCGCUUUGGUUGACACAGAGUGUUUCAGAUUAUACUCAAAGGGUUUGGUGAGCGAAGAGAGGAUUAGGGAUAUGAAGGUCACCGUGGCCGGAGCCGGGGUCGCGAUUUGCGAUCCGAGGGAUAGUCUGAUCUUGGAGGUGAGAAAGAAUCUGGAGGCUUUCGUGGAUGGUCAAGUCGUGACCAAUGAAGUUGCUGAGCUGGAGGCUCUGAUUGAAGGGCUUAAUAAAGCUCUCAGCUUGAAUUUGAAAAGGCUCACCUUCUUCUGUGAUGACUAUGUGCUUUACCGAUAUGUUACUGGUAGAGCACGACCAUAACAGAGCAAGAUUGCGACAUUAGUCAAUCAGGUGGCUCUUCUUCAGAGAAAAUUUACUCGUUGCAAACCAUCUCUUGUGGCACGUAAUGAUAUUAAGUUUGCAUUUAAAUCUGCAAGAGAUGCUAUAAUUUCUCAAAUUACCUUCACUGAAGAAACUAGGAAUGGCAAGAGUUUGAAAGAGACAUGUUUAAUUUGCUUUGAAGAUACUGGUGUUGAGAAGAUGUUUUCAGUUGAUGGUUGCCGGCACAGGUUUUGCUUUUCAUGUAUGAAACAGCAUAUGGAGGCCAAGGUGCUUAAUGGGAUGGUGGUAAAGUGCCCUCGUGAAGGCUGUAAGGCCAAGGUGAAUAUUGAUAGCUGUGGGAAAUUCUUGGAACCGAAAUUGGCUGAGGUCUUGAGCCAACGCAUGAAGGAAUCUUCUAUUCCUGUUACAGAGAAAGUUUAUUGCCCACGUCCCAGGUGCUCAGCACUAAUGUCGAAAAGUGAGGUUUUCAAAUAUACUAAGAGUAAGACCGCAUAUAUUGCUGCUGACAAAGAUGGAUUCAGAAGAUGCAUGAAAUGUCAUUACUCUUUCUGUAUCAAUUGCAAAGUCCCGAGGCAUUUUGAUAUGACCUGCAAUGAUUACAAAAGAUCAGAUCGUUAUUCCCAAUCAGAAGAUGCAAAGCUCAAGUGUCUUGCAAAGGCGAAACGUUGGCCCCAAUGUUUGAAGUGCAGCCACAUGGUUGAACUAGCCGAAGGUUGCUACCACAUCACUUGCAGAUGUGGAUAUCAGUUCUGCUACACUUGUGGUGCUGAGUGGAAGAACGGAAAGCCAACCUGUUCCUGUCCAAUCUGGGAGGAGCGUAACAUUAUACGUAAUGUCCGAAGAUGAUGAUGAUUAGGAUGUUUUUGUUUUGAUUUUGGAAAAAGAACAGCAAAAUGUGUCGUAUCUGCUAAUGUUGCAAAGAUAUGCUUAGAAAGGAUUGUUGGUGAUAUUAAUUAGGCCACGGUUUCUUAGGUUUUUGUU
Messenger RNA from Alnus glutinosa, 1368 nucleotides. RefSeq names its product E3 ubiquitin-protein ligase RSL1-like. The coding region runs from base 586 to 1233 and encodes 215 amino acids. Gene Ontology annotation, biological process: positive regulation of proteasomal ubiquitin-dependent protein catabolic process; protein polyubiquitination; ubiquitin-dependent protein catabolic process. The transcript is spliced from 3 exons. The record is from RefSeq and is a predicted model, not a curated record. Gene Ontology annotation, molecular function: zinc ion binding; ubiquitin conjugating enzyme binding; ubiquitin protein ligase activity. Lineage: Eukaryota; Viridiplantae; Streptophyta; Magnoliopsida; Fagales; Betulaceae. Gene Ontology annotation, cellular component: ubiquitin ligase complex; cytoplasm.